Messenger RNA from Opisthorchis viverrini, 1510 nucleotides. RefSeq lists its product as hypothetical. The transcript is spliced from 6 exons. The coding region runs from base 218 to 955 and encodes 245 amino acids. The record is from RefSeq and is a predicted model, not a curated record. Gene Ontology annotation, biological process: transmembrane transport. Gene Ontology annotation, cellular component: membrane. Lineage: Eukaryota; Metazoa; Platyhelminthes; Trematoda; Opisthorchiida; Opisthorchiidae. Gene Ontology annotation, molecular function: transmembrane transporter activity.
GAUUGUGGUUACCCCCAAUGCACUCACAGUAUUACAGUUUUAUUGAAGCAGAACAAAGGCGGACAUAUCGGGCCAAAUUCCCUUCUAACUGCUCCGGGUUUGUUGGUUUCAGCUUAACAGUUGAUUAGUUCAUUUGAGUAUCGCACAGUUGUUGGAGAAUUACUCGGAAGAUUUGUUUCAAUAUUUCCUAACAGAACGAUGGAAUACGAAUAAGAUAAUGGCGAAGAGCUUGGGAAGCGUAAAACAGCUAUUUGGAAAACGCUAUUUGGUCACAACCCUGAUGCUCCCGAUGAUAUGGUUCGGUGCUGCCUUCGGUUAUUAUGGUGUUGUCCUUUUGAGUGCUGAGAUUUUUCGUUUUCGGCACUCAUGCUUCGGAGCUCCAAGCACUCCUCCCGAGGUCCUGAAUGCAACUCUCCUGAGUGAUGAUACACCGCCGGUUGACACCUCAUGCUGCAGAGAUAUGAACGACGACGACUUCGUUGCGAUGCUGGUUUCUUCCGUUGGAGAGUUCAUCAAUGUCCCGCUGAUGGUUCUGGUCAUCGACUGUUUCGGUCGAAAAAUUACUAUGGGUGUGUGGAACGGACUUACAGGACUAAUGUUCUUCCUACUCUACGUGUGCAUGUCCAAAGAAGCGAUGACUGGAGUACUAUUUGUGGUUCGAGCUUUCUCCGCAGGUUUGCUGAGCCUUGCCUAUCUGUAUACUACUGAGGUUUAUCCGACUUCAUGCAGAGCAAUUGCUGUUGGUUCAUUCAGUUCAAUUUCUCGUGUUGGAGCCAUUGUCACUCCCUACGUUGCUCAGGUGAUGAUGCCUGAGGUUUCACAGAUUGGAGCACUCAGCCUCUAUGCUGCGGUUGGCGUCUUGAGUAGUAUCCUCGCAUUCUCACUGCCAAUUGAGACUGCGGGGCGGGAAUUACCGAGCCAUGCGGAAGAAAUACCCGUGGAAUAUCCAAAGUAGAAAGGACUGCAAUGUGUAGAUGUUCAACCAUAUCAAAAAUCACUCAGCCCCAUGACAUCAGCCCAUCCGGCCUGUUGAUAUAAGCAAAUCGACUGUCUUUCUCAUCGAUCCAGUUUUGACUACCCUUUCGCUGCUGCCAGCUCACACAAAACUAUCCUUCUUUUGAUAUUUUACACCUGUGCAUCGCGAAAUAUUUUGUGACUUCCAAAUUUUCUGUGAACCCUCACAACAGUGAAAUACUUCGAAACAUUCCUACCCUAAAUCACUGUAUUUUGCUUGUUUUUCCCAUUUAGGUGUGGCGGCUUUUCGCUGGAUUUAUCUCUUCUCUUAACCCAUCUCGAAUUUGGCUGUUUAUUAUGCCUCAACUCCUUUUUAAUAACAUGUUCACUGAAAGCCUUUUGGUUCCUCAUAACUGUGACUGCCCCUAUACUUUGCCUUUGUUCUUCAGAUUUCUCAUUAUUUUGUGUUGUAUCGUGUCAUUCUGUGAAAAUACUACCGACUACGUUUAUUUCCUCGCACAACGCUGAAGCGAUUAGCUGCCCACCUAAGUUUUGA